CUCUUUAACUAUUUCAGCUAAAGUGAAAAAGACUUGCACCGAGAGAAAAAACAAAAACAAAACAUGAAAUACUAGCAUUUUGCACACCAACUGUUUGUGAAAAUGCCUGUGUGUUCAUCUGGGCCAGAUGGGCAAGUUUUGGAUCUAGAAACUGCUGUGAAAGAUGGGGUCUUGGGUGGUGAGGUUGGUGGAACCAUGGGUUUUGGAGAUGGGUUUGGGUUUGUUGAAAAAAUGGAUCUAAAGAAAAUGAUUCAAGGGCUAGAUUUGGUUGAGGUUCCAUCAGUGUUUAUUUGCCCGAUUUCGCUUGAACCCAUGGAAGACCCUGUGACCCUUUGUACUGGGCAGACUUAUGAACGGUGCAACAUUUUGAAAUGGUUCAGUUUGGGCCAUUUUACUUGCCCAACUACUAUGCAAGAGCUUUGGGAUGAUUCUGUUACUCCGAAUAAUACGCUGCAUAGGCUGAUUCAUACUUGGGUAUAUCGAAAAUAUUGUCAAGUGAAGAAAAGAUCAGAAGAUGUUCAAGGGAUUGUUUUGGAGAUAUUGGAUAAGCUCAAAACUGUUAAGGGUCAAGCUCGAGUGAAUUCGCUUAAGGAAUUAAGGCGAAUUGUAACAAAUCAUGACAUUGUUAGGAAAACAGUGGUGGAAAGAGGUGGGGUGAGUCUUCUUUCGAGUUUAUUAGGUCCUUAUACAUCUCAUGCUAUUGGUUCUGAAGUUGUUUCGAUUCUUGUUCACUUGAAUCUUGAUUCGUGUUCAAGGUUGAGUCUAAUGCAGCCUGCGAAAAUAUCGUUAAUGGUUGAUAUGUUAAAUGAAGGUUGUAUAGAAACAAAGAUUAAUUGUACACGAUUAAUUGAACUUUUGAUGGAAGAAAAUGAUUUCCAAGUGGAAAUCGUGUCCAGCCAUAGUUUGCUUGUUGCAUUGUUAAGAUUGGUUAAAGAUAAGAGACACCCAAGUGGGUGUUUUCCUGGACUUGGCUUAAUGAAAUCGAUAUGUUUACAUAAACAAGUUAGAAGCUUGAUUGUUAGUAUUGGUGUUGUUCCUCAAUUAGUCGAAUUGUUACCUAGUUUAAAUUCGGAUUGUUUGGAGUUAGCCCUUUUUAUAUUGGACGCUUUGUCGACGAUAAGAGAAGGUAAAAUGGCUUUAAGUGGCUGUUCGAGUACUAUACCGAAUAUGGUUAGAGUGUUGAUGAGGGUAUCGGAAAAUUGUACACAACAUGCUUUGUCGAUCUUAUGGUCUAUAUGCAAGCUUUCACCUCAAGAGUAUUCUUUGAUUGCUGUGGAUGUUGGUCUUGCAGCAAAGCUUCUACUUGUCAUCCAAAGUGGUUGUAAUCCAUCACUAAAGCAACAAUCAGCAGAGCUUUUGAAGUUAUGUAGCUUAAACUAUUCGGAUUCGAUAUUCAUUUCAAAAUGCAAGCUUACAAGAACCAUCCAAUGAAAGAGUAUAGAGCUUGAAAAUGCCUAAUGAAGAAAGCCAGGGCACUCACGUAUAUUCGUGAUUAAUGUUCGUUCCCAGUUACGGAUUCGGUUCAAGAUUUGGGCAGAACUGUAGAAGCAAAGAUGAGAUUUUUACAUAGCUUUUUGAAUCUUUUUGCGUCCAAGGUAAAAACUGAAAUUGGGAGCCAAAACUGUUGGUUCAGAGAGCUAAUAUUGUUAAAAAGGAAAACUAUUUGGGGUUCGCAAUCACAAUUGUAAUUGUUUGGUGAUUGCUAUGUUCCAUUCAGUCUCUUGUUUAUGGUUUCAAAAUUAAUGUCAUAUGAUGUUCAAUAGUAAGAGUCUCCAAUUUUGCUCAA
Messenger RNA from Erigeron canadensis, 1786 nucleotides. Its product is annotated as U-box domain-containing protein 30-like. The coding region runs from base 103 to 1431 and encodes 442 amino acids. Lineage: Eukaryota; Viridiplantae; Streptophyta; Magnoliopsida; Asterales; Asteraceae. The record is from RefSeq and is a predicted model, not a curated record. Gene Ontology annotation, molecular function: ubiquitin protein ligase activity. Gene Ontology annotation, biological process: protein ubiquitination. The transcript is spliced from 2 exons.